Molecule: messenger RNA, 6472 nt
Organism: Gasterosteus aculeatus aculeatus (three-spined stickleback)
Lineage: Eukaryota; Metazoa; Chordata; Actinopteri; Perciformes; Gasterosteidae
Gene: runx2b
Product: RUNX family transcription factor 2b
Biological process (GO): ossification; chondrocyte differentiation; regulation of transcription by RNA polymerase II
Cellular component (GO): nucleus
Molecular function (GO): ATP binding; DNA-binding transcription factor activity, RNA polymerase II-specific; RNA polymerase II cis-regulatory region sequence-specific DNA binding
Source: RefSeq, a predicted model, not a curated record
CAACUGGGUUUACCAAGACAUAGUGGUACAAGCAGUACAGAUCUUAUGAAGGGGAAAUAUUAAGAUUAUAUGAUGCCGUUAUAUGACUUUCAAGACAUUUUUGGAUGAAUUCUGAACUCCUGUUUCUCUAGUGACGGAUGAUCCUCAAUCUUAAUCCAUCUCCCAACAAUGGACCGAUGCUCCACCCGGGUCUGGGAUCAACCCAUUUGGGUCAUGACAACGGCACUGAGGUGAACGGCAAUCUCGAUCUCAUACGGAGAGGAAGGGAAGUGACCGAACUUCCCCUGCAGGAUGGACAUCGAGUGCAGCUCAGCGGUCUCACAAAGACCUGAAUGCUCAGGAGAGGCCUGAUGAAUUUAGUUUCCAUGUGAGAGAGUAAAAACAACUUUGACAGCAGCGAUGUUUUAACAGGGAAAAUCUGGCAAGAAAAACCCGACAGUCGGCCGAAUGCAGCUGACGGCCGUCACCGCGUCGGUGGAAAGCAUCGCUUGGCGGCAGGAUCCUCGCCGUCAUGGCUGCAAAACACACGAUGUAAUCAUCAAGGUAAGCUGCAUGGUCGACAUGAUCGAUGGAAUCUGGGAGGUGUGUGUGUGUGUGUGUGUGUGCGUCUCAGUGGGCGUUGCCCUGAGGAUUCUGCAACAUGCUCUCGAGUCGCGUUCUUGUUUUAGACAGCAAAUAUUUACAAAGCAGCAAGCCAAGGAAAAUGUCCCACUGCACAAAAAUAAGGUGGGCCGCAAAGAAGAGCUGUUAAAUUUGUACGGAUUGUUUGUACUCGAUGUUUUUUUAUUCACUGCUUUUUCUUUUUUUGAAAACUAUAUUGAGGUCAUUAAAAUUCAAAAUAAAUAAGGGCCCCAUUGCUAAAUAAUGAAACGUGUUUAGUUUCAGUAUUUGAACACAUUAUUUAUUGAAUUGCUCAGGCAGAUGGUUUUUAUUUCUUUUUAUUAGUCUUCAGUGUGCAAACACUGGUUAAAGUGACCAAUUUGUUUAUUGACCUCAGUAAAAUGUGCAUCAUGUUCACAGAUUAUUUUGUUUAUAUCUCGAUGUUGCCAACUUGCUUUUUAAUUGUAAACAUACAGACAAAUACUUUUUAUAUAUCUAUAUAUGAAAUGCAUUGGUAUGACAUAUCGUAACACCUACCUGUGUCUAUCUAUCCUCCUUUUUGGUUUUAAAACAGGUCUCAGAUGUCGAUUCAAUCGUUAAAAAUCGUUCAAAUAACCUGAAGCGCAUUUUUUAAAUCACGGGCUCGUACUUAAACAACAGCGACGGGUUUAAUGAUGAGAGUCAGUUCCCACCGUCGGCCCUUCUGCUGAGUCACGCUCUCAAACCCGACCGGACCCCCGGCCUCUUUCCUCACUCCGCUCCUCUGGGUUCACGAGCAACGCGCCAGGUUGUGCGAGGUUGUGCGAGGUUGUGUAAGGUUGUGUAAGGUUGUGUAAGGUGUGCGAUGAUUCACCGCUGAGUGUUCAAUUGCUGCAUGCAGGCCGUUCUUGCAGGUGUGUGCGUGUGUGCGCGUGUGUGUGUGUGUUCCUAGUGUUUGAGAGACUUGAGAAUCUCUUUCGCGGUCGAGGCAGGUGGUCACGAUCCACGACAAUCCACGGCCUCCUUUUGUCUGUCGCUUCCAUGCCAAUUAAAGAUCAGUGUAGACCUGCAUGCGUGCACGCGCACAAAGCUGCUACACGCACACCCGACACAACAACAUGACGCUGUCAUGGAACGGGAGAGGGAAAGCCUCCGAAUUCAGCCUGCGGAGGAGAAGCAGCGCUCACACACCGUAAAUAACACACACACACACACACACACACACAGCCUGUCUGUCUUUCUUUCCCCAUUCUGUCUGACGGACACACACACACACACACACACACACCGCUCCUCUCUCACACUCCCUCAAAUCUUACCGAGCUCAGCUCUCCCUGCUCACAGGCAGACGGGAGCAGCACCAGCAGCCCGCUGGAGGAGUUGAGGGACGGAGCAGCAGAGUCAGAGAGAAGGUGGGAGGAGGGGGGGGGGGGGAGAAAAGGGGGGCGUGGGGGGUAUGAAGGAGUAAAGCAGAAAGCGCUGUUAUCCAUAUGCUGAGGAGGCACGAGCGGUUCAACAAGGCCAGGCCCCCCCCAGCCCUCCUGCCCCCCCCCCCCACCCCACCCCGGAGCGUCAGACCCCGAUCCCCCAGAGAGCCUGCAAGCGCCGCCGAACCCACGCGUAAGCCAGAAGGAGGAGAGCCAGGGAGGAGAGAAAAGGAAAAAAAACGGUGUGGGGGAGGAGGAGGAGGAGGAGGAGGAGGAGAGGGAAGAAAGCCACAACGGUAGGCUGUCCCACCCGACUGCUCCGGCGUGAUGACGUCGGCGGGCCAUGUGACCCGGGCUCUCCAGUGACGGCGCGUGGAGGGCAGGAAAGAGACGAGUUUUAAAGCUGGUGCCUGCCGGCUUGUGUGAGCCUCCGCUCGCCUCCCCAACAACCACAGAACCACAGAGUGCGGCUCGGGGUCGGUGUUUGAGGGCGACCCGGAGUGUAAAUGGUUAAUCGUCGCGGGCCAGGACCAGUCACAGGGACGGCGCUAAGCGAGUAAGACGUGUCAAGGGUCACGGAAACCGCAGAGGAACCGAAGCGGGGCUCGCUGCAGCCAGAGGCAGCCAUGGCAUCCAACAGCCUCUUCAGCACCGUGACGCCAUGUCAGCAGAACUUCUUCUGGGAUCCCAGCGCGAGUCGGAGGUUCAGCCCGCCGUCCAACAGCCUCCAGCCGGUCUCCGGGAAGAUGAACGAUGUGAGCUCUCCUACCGGCCAGCCGGACGCGGCGGCGGUGCCAAGACUGCGGCCCCACGAAAACCGCAGCAUGGCCGAGAUCAUCGCCGACCACCCGGCCGAGCUGGUCCGGACCGACAGCCCCAACUUCCUCUGCUCGGUGCUGCCCUCCCACUGGCGGUGCAACAAGACGCUGCCCGUCGCCUUCAAGGUGGUAGCCCUGGGUGACAUAUCUGAUGGGACCGUUGUCACGGUGAUGGCGGGCAACGACGAGAACUACUCGGCCGAGCUGCGGAACGCCUCGGGCGUGAUGAAGAACCAAGUGGCGCGCUUCAACGACCUCCGCUUCGUGGGCCGCAGCGGCAGAGGCAAGAGCUUCACGCUGACAAUCACGGUAUUCACCAACCCGCCACAAGUGGCCACUUACCACCGCGCCAUAAAGGUCACCGUGGAUGGACCGCGUGAGCCCAGGAGACAUCGUCAGAAACUUGAGGACCCUCCCAAAAGCGGCCUCUUCUCAGACCGCCUUAGUGAGCUGGAGAGGAUGAGGGUGAGGGUCGCCAUUCCCACUCAGGGCCCCCGGCCAACUCUCAACACGGGGGCCGCCUCCUUCAACCCGCAGGGACAGACGCAGAUCACAGACCCCCGUCAGUCGCAGUCGUCUCCUCCCUGGUCCUACGAGCAGACGUACCCGUCCUACCUGAGUCCCAUGGCGUCGCCCUCCGUCCACUCCACCACGCCGCUCUCCUCCAGCCGGGGCACGGGUCUGCCCGCCAUCAGCGACGUGCCCAGACGACUGCCAGGUUCCUCUGAUCUGAGCCCGUUCCCCGCUCAGUUCGAGCGCCAGUUCCCCGGCCUGCCCCCCCUGGCCGAGACCCGCUUCUCCAGCCCGCGGAUGCACUACCCGGCCACCUUCACCUACACCCCGCCGGUCACCUCCGCCAUGUCGCUGGGCAGCGCCCACUACCACACCUACCUUCCCCCCCCCUACCCGGGCUCCACCCAGACCCAGAGCGGACCCUUCCAGACCAGCAGCACGCCGUAUCUCUACUACGGCGCCUCGUCCGGCUCCUACCAGUUCUCCAUGGUCCCCGGGGGGGAUCGCUCGCCCUCCCGGAUGAUCCCGCCUUGCACUAGCGCCUCCACGGGCACCUCCCUGGUGAACCCCAACCUGCCCAGCCAGUCGGAGGGAGGCGUGGACGCCGACGGGAGCCACAGCAACUCCCCCACCGUGCUCAACCCCGGGGGCCGCAUGGACGAGGCCGUCUGGAGGCCGUAUUGAGAAGAAAAAAAAAAAAAGGGACCGGCGCUCCGAUGACGUCGUGGUUCGAAAGCACAAAAGCUUUUUCUUUUUUUUUUCCCCUUUGAAAAGGGGAUUUUCGAGCUCUCGUCUCUGCUUUUUUUUUUUUUUACUUGGAAAUUAAGGUUGAGAUAAAAAGAGAAGAGAAAGCGGCUCGCGUGGACUUGCCUUCCUGGAAUGUGUUUUGGCCGAGGCGCCACAAAGGGAGCCGUCCUGACAGCAAUAACCAGAGACCGUUUUGCUUCACUCGGCCCCUUUCUGUUCUAUUAUAACCCACAAGCUAAGGGAUGCUUCAAACUAUAUCUGCAAACAAACUGCCUCUUUUGUAUUGUGUUUGUACUUCAAUAAGGCUUUUUGCAGAGCAUGUUUUUGUACUUCGACGACAUCAAGAUGCAAGUUAGGCACUGAGUAGCAAGUGAUGAGGUCACGCAUACGUUACCGUCAGCGGUGUGAACAGGAAAUCUGCUUUAAACCAAUUAAUUUAACUUGUAUAUUGUGGGUGAAACGUUGAUGUAGAUUGAAGCGUUUUCUUAGUUUUAACUUAUAAAGCCAUAAAUUAUGUAUUGUAUUUGAAACUUGAGUCAAAGAAGUGUAAUCUGAAUAUUUUUAAUGCAUCUAUACGACUAAGUUAAAAAUUUAUAUUUCUUUCUUUUUGAUUGGUAAUUUAAGAGAGUGAGAGGGUUUUUUUUUUUUGUAGUACCCAAAGAUCAAAAAUCGUUUCGAAUAUGAAAUGUGAUUUCCAAAGAGUAUUGCAACGUGUUUCUCCCAGUCGCCCCCCCCCCCCCCCCCGUUCUGAUCGGAAUCAAACCUGAACUGGUAUUUAUUGAGCAAUAACUGGUAUCGUGCCUCUCGGCAGAAUACUGAACUGAUAUCUUUGGUCGAUCUAGUCUGAUAUGCACACAGAAACAAAUGUAUUUUAAAUAAGAAACGGUACAUUUGUACAAGAACUGAUACGUCGGCCAACGACGAUGGCGCCGCGGGUGCAGGUCGGAGGUCACGCUUCACUCGCUCCGCGGUACACUAACUCCUCAGGACCGGAAUCAUCUCAAACGGCACAGAUUUUGGUAAAUCUGCAUGUUUGGGAGUUUUUUUUUUUUUUUUCAUAUCCAAUCCGGCUGAAUGGCUCGUGGUCAUCGGGGGAACAGUUUGUCUUGGCGUGUGACACACACGGGUACUUUCUUUGCUCCUUUCCUUCCCUCCUUCAGUCUCUGAGGCCGCAAACGAAACGAUCGCAGCCGAAGACCAAAGACUGUGACAUUCCUUCUGACAAUUAUUUAUUUGACCUUAUUCUUCUGCUCCUGCUUCUCCUUCCGUAACCUCCUCGUCUAAAAGACACCAGUGUGAAAGGAGGUCUUUUUUGUUGUUGUUGUUGUUGUUUUUUUUGCUAAAGUUGAAGGAAGGUGAUUGGAUGCAGCUGCUGGCAGCAAACUGGUGACCAAAAGACUUGUGUAUGUUUGUUUCGCAAAGCACUUAUUCCUUGUUUUAUUUCUAGCAGCACGUGCGGCCGGCUGCCAGCAGGGCUCGUGGUUUCUGGUCCUCGGUGCCGAUGUAACGCCAUCGAGUCUCACACACACACACACACUCGGAUAACAUUUGGCCAAAACGAGCCGUUUGCACGUGGGAUUUGAAUGUGAUCUCACGAGGCAGUUUGCUGUUUGUUUAAGAGCGUUUUCCCCUCGCGUUCGUACGGUACGACGUUCAGUGCAUGAAGGUGUAACACAAGAACCCAAUUUGAGAAGCUGAGAAAAACGAGUCCCCGUCCAAGAAGCUCCGCACGCGGCGCGUCUCUGCAGAGGAUGUUCUGAACUCACUUAAUGGAAUCGAACAUAUCGCACCACGUUUCUCCUUUUCUGCAGUUACGGCGUAACACGAGAAAGCAAAUUUUAAAAAAAACGUUCCGAUUUCCGCGAUGCUGAAGCUUUUCUCCCCACUGCGCAGGCAUCCAGUGUGUCUGUGCACAUCUGUUGGAAUUUAUGUAAUCCUUUUCUUUCUUUCCAAGCUAUGAACAGGAAACGGUCUUUGAGACGUGUUUACACAUCAACGCAGCACUGACAUCCCGCUCGUCCUCAUCUGCUUUUGUUUGUGUUUUUUCUUUUCCUCUCAGUAAACAAAGUUCAUCCCCUUUUUUUCUUUCCUUUCGGGUUAAAUGUUGCGUAUUAUUUAAUGAUCAUGUAUGAUAUCCAGGAACCAUAGCUUACUCUGCUCUCAUGUAAAGAUGACUUGUUGUGUCUUUUGUUGUGCUUCUUCUCUCAUUAACUGUCAGGAACUAAUGGAGGUCCGUUAGAUGUUGCUGGUACGUUUCACAAAGAUCAAGUGAGGUUUUUUUUUUUUUUUUUUAAAGGGACAAACAGACCUGACAACAGUGAGUGAAAUUGGCAUUGUGAUUGUACAUUUUGUUUAUUUUAAGAAUAAAAUAGGAAUUUUGUAACUUAA